Molecule: messenger RNA, 2028 nt
Organism: Zingiber officinale
Lineage: Eukaryota; Viridiplantae; Streptophyta; Magnoliopsida; Zingiberales; Zingiberaceae
Exons: 4
Coding region: 379-1659 (426 amino acids)
Source: RefSeq, a predicted model, not a curated record
CUUCUUCCUCCGUCCGAUUUUUUCACGCCGACAUUCCUUCCUCUCACGCAGCAACGACUACCUUCUAAAGAGGAAGCGAAAGUGACCGGAGAGAUCGACGGCCAGCUUUAGCCCCGAUCAUCUCCAUGAUGUAGUGUCGCGUGACCCCAUGGGGCUGGGCUGGAUCUGCCGCACAGAGUGCUUUGGCGAUGUUGAUCACGAUGAGCUCGCAGUGGCUGUUGGAGGCAAAAAGGAAGACGCCUCUGGAGGCAACGAGGAAGUAGAGGUCCUCGCCGAGGGCGCCGGCUAUGCUCGCGAAGGGGAUCUUGAAUGACCAGCCGAAGCUGUCAUUGAAUCGGCACAGUACGGAAUUCCUAGGGAGAUGCUGGUGCCUUGGAGAUGGAUCGAACAUGGAGAAGCUCCGAGAGGGCGAAGCUGAAGAAAAGAUCGUGGAGGAAGGAGCUCGAAGGGGAGAAGGAAGAGGCCGACGACAGUGACACCGCGUUCAGUGUCCCCGCUGCCAAUGUACUUGCAAAGAGUUCAAUAUUUACUAGAGAUCCAAGACAUCUUCAGUUUGAAGCUGACUUACAUCGUCUCUUUCUUUAUACCAGCUAUAAUCGUCUGGGAAAGAAUGCUGAUGAGAAUGACAUUGAAGAGAUCAUUGAUAUGGCAAACAAAGCCUCUGUUAAAGAUCGAUGGAUUCAAGUCCAAGAAAAUGUUCAUUUUCAAUUCAAAAACAUGUGCCAGGUCAUGGAUGAAAUUCUUCUUUCUGACACAAGAAGCAUAAAUGGUAAAUCUUGUUCAAGUUCAUCCUUCCAGAAUGGUCCUCUACAAAGUGAAUUGAGUUUUUCUGUCGGAAAAGGAACGCCUAAUAAUGAAUCUGUUGUUCCUGUUACACAGCCAAUGACACGCAAGGAAUUAUCUCAGGGUCUGAAGGAAUGCAUUGGCUAUACACUUGAUAUAAGACCAUCUGAAAUUCCUCAUGAGGAAGCUGGCCAAGGCUUGUUUCUUGAUGGUGAAGCUGAUGCUGGAUCUAUCAUAGGAUUUUACCCUGGGCUGAUAUAUUCACCAGCUUACCACCGGUUCAUUCCAGGCUAUCCCAUGGUUAAUGCUUCCAACACCUAUCUUAUUACAAGGUAUGAUAGAAUUAUGAUUGACGGACAAACUUGGGGCUGUGGUGGUGAAGCCCGAGAGUUGUGGGAUGGUAAUUCACAAUUCAAGGAGCAUCUCUCUGAAGAAUCCAAUAGAAGAUCUGAUGGGAUUUGGAGAAUUUUUAGUAAACCAGUCGAAGAUAACAACAUAGUAACCUAUGAGGAAGUACUUGAAAGGCGCAAUCCUCUAGCUUCUGCACAUUUUGCCAACCAUCCACCCAAAGGGGUAGCACCUAAUGUCAUGGUUUGCCCGUAUGAUUUUCCAUUGACUGAGAAAGACAUGAGAGUUUAUGUUCCUAACCUUGUUUUUGGACUCGAUCAAAGUGUCAAUAGGGAGAGAUUUGGCACUUCUUGGUUCAAAUCAGGAAAUGCUGAUGUUCAAUAUGGCAACUCUCCGGUAUUAAAAACAAUUGUACUUGUUGCUACAAGGGAUAUGUGCAAUGAAGAACUUUUCUUUAACUAUAUGUUGAACAACCAAAAGAAACAUCCAUCGUGGUAUACUCCAGUUGAGGUAGAAGAUCCUUGUUGAUGGGGAUAGUAACCAGGUCUUCAGUAACAUUUUAAAAAGUUGUUUGCAUAGUCUGCUGAUCUAGUUGCUCCUGUCAGUUAGGUAAUCAUGCCAAGAAGUUUGUUGCUGCAUUUUUUCUCAACAAAGUACAAGAGAUAGAAUUUAUUUCCAUUAUAUGAUGAUUUUCUGCAUUGUCAUAUCUAAACUGAGAAUUAUGAAGUUUUUGGCUAUUGCAAUAUGCAUCUAUAGUCAAACAUAUUUUUCUUGCCCUUUCGAUUUCAUAUUUUUAAAAUGUGACUCCUGUACUCCGUUAAAUUAAACAUAUUGUUGAAUUGGAAUAAAUGGUUGAAACUUGAAUAGCAUGUAAUACAUGUAUGCAUAAUUUACGUA